Messenger RNA from Microthlaspi erraticum, 1122 nucleotides. The record is from the annotation of a GenBank genome assembly. Lineage: Eukaryota; Viridiplantae; Streptophyta; Magnoliopsida; Brassicales; Brassicaceae.
AUGAAUUCGACGGUGAAGAGAAACGUAUUAGCUGUUAUCAGAUCACUGUUUGCUAGCUCGAGCUUGAUUACAAAAGCAGAUUUCAGAAACUCCUUAUCUGCUUCCAUCACCGCCAAGUGUUCGACUUUAUGCCUCAACGAAGCUGAAGAACAGAUUCUUAGUCCGUUGGAAGUUCUACGAAAAUGGGGUUGUAACGACGAUGAAAUAUCAAAGCUUUUUAUUUCCAGGCCGUCUCUGCGGAGAGCCAACGUUGCUCAGCUGGAGUAUAAGCUAAACCUCCUUACUCCACUGGGGAUCACAUCAUCGGACCUUGUGAAGAUCGUUGAUUGCCGUCCGAGGUUCUUUAGCCGCCAUAUCCACCUUGUUCUUGACGAGAGAAUCAACUACUUCAUUGAGCUUCUGGGGUCGAAAGAGGUGUUGCGCAAAGUCAUAAUCCGGAACCCGUCGCUCAUGUUUUACGACCUCGAGGAGAAGAUCAAGCCCGCGGUUGCGUUCUACAGAGAGUUGGGGAUUAGCCAGGAAGAUCUCGUGGCGAUGUUUGUAGCGAGACCCACGUUGAUUCCAAGAACAAACUUUAGUAACGAGAAGUUUGAAUACAUUCAGAGAACUGGAGUCAGUAGAGACUCCAAGAUGUUCAAAUACGUUGCAGCAACGAUUGGGGUUUCAAGGAUGGAGACGAUUGAGGAGAAAGUUGCAAACUUGGAGAAGUUUGGGUUAUCACAAGAAGAGAUUUGGAAUCUGUGUGGAAGAUGUCCGAUCAUUCUCACUUUAUCGGUUGAGAAGGUUCAGAGAAACAUGACUUACGUCAUGGCCUCGAUGAAGUUUCCAGCUCAUUCCGUGCUUAAGCACCCGUUCUUGCUUCUCGUCAACCUCGAGACUCAUCUAAGGCCACGGGUGGAUCUCGUGAAGAGAGUCUCCGAGAUGGGUCUAAAGCCGCUUGUUGAAGAAGUGAACAUUGCCACAGCGCUGAGGAUGAGCGAGAAACGGUUCUUGAGUGUUUAUGUAAUGUGUCAUCCGCAAGAUGUUGCUGCUGAGUUGAUGCAAGUCUACGAGAAAGCGAAAAGUAUGAAACGUUUGGCUGAGGAAUCCAAGAAGUACGUUUUUAAAGGAUUUCCCUUUUGA